CAGUGUUUAGCUUAUAUAUGUAGUGGCCAGAGCAUGCCAUGGUGAAGCAAGCUGAGAAAGAACAUUAUAGUAACAUUAGAGAUAAAGAGAGACAGAGAGAGAAGAAGAAGAAAGAGAUGAAUAUGAUGCAAGAGGAAAACCGAAAGGGUCCAUGGACAGAACAAGAAGACAUCAUUCUGGUAAAUUUCGUACACUUAUUUGGAGAUCGGCGAUGGGAUUUUAUAGCAAAAGUAUCAGGUUUGAACAGAACAGGAAAGAGUUGCAGGCUAAGGUGGGUUAACUACCUUCAUCCUGGUCUCAAACGUGGCAAGAUGACACCACAAGAAGAGCGUCUUGUCACUGAGCUUCACGCUAAAUGGGGAAACAGGUGGUCAAAAAUAGCUCGGAAAUUACCAGGAAGAACAGAUAACGAGAUAAAGAAUUACUGGAGGACUCAUAUGAGGAAGAAAGCUCAAGAAAAGAAGCGUCAUGUUUCUCCAAGUUCUUCAUGUUCCAACUGCUGCUCUUCGUCUAUGACCACUACCAAUACUCAAGAUGUGUCUUUUGAGUCACGUAUGUCGUCAGGGAAAGUAAGCUUUUACGACACUGGAGGAAAUAGGGAGAUGAAUCAAGAAGAAACCAAAGACGGAUACUCAAUGGAUGAUAUAUGGAAAGAGAUUGAUCACUCUGCAGUAAACAUAAUUCAACCAGUUAAAGACAUCUAUUUAGAGCAAAGCUAUUGCUUAAGUUACCCCAAUUUGGCUUCUCCAUCAUGGGAAAGCUCCUUGGAUUCUAUAUGGAAGAUGGAAGAAGAUAAAAGUAAGAUGUCUUCCUUUGCAAAUGAUCAGUUUCCUUUCUGUUUCCAACACAGUAGAUCACCAUGGUCUUCAGGUUAAUUAGGAUUCCAUUCAUUCGUUGAAAAUCUAUAUAUAUGUAUGUUAUAUAGUUAUAUAAAUACAGAAUAAAACCUAACGACUGUAAUCUCUUUGUUGAUGAACACAAAAAGAACAUCCUAAGUCUUUGUAAUAAUCUCUCAUGUGUUGUGGUAAUCAGCUAUCCUGAGUUUGUGCUUUGUUUUUUUUUUCGUUUUUAUUUUGGUCAACUAGUUUGUACUUUGUUUAAUAUAUUAGUUUCCGGAGUGAAUGAGAAUAAGUCUUUUUGUGAA
Brassica oleracea var. oleracea is the source of this 1144-nucleotide messenger RNA. Its product is annotated as transcription factor MYB48. NCBI's taxonomy places the organism in Eukaryota, Viridiplantae, Streptophyta, Magnoliopsida, Brassicales, Brassicaceae. The transcript is spliced from 3 exons. The record is from RefSeq and is a predicted model, not a curated record. Bases 39 to 875 code for a protein of 278 amino acids. Gene Ontology annotation, molecular function: sequence-specific DNA binding; DNA-binding transcription factor activity. Gene Ontology annotation, cellular component: nucleus. Gene Ontology annotation, biological process: regulation of DNA-templated transcription.